Messenger RNA from Rhipicephalus microplus (southern cattle tick), 1430 nucleotides. RefSeq names its product tRNA selenocysteine 1-associated protein 1. The record is from RefSeq and is a predicted model, not a curated record. Lineage: Eukaryota; Metazoa; Arthropoda; Arachnida; Ixodida; Ixodidae. Gene Ontology annotation, molecular function: RNA binding.
UUUGUGUUGACGUCGUCGUUGCGUUGCGGUGCGAGGCCCCCGUUGCUUGUCUAGGCAGAGUGCACCCACGUUUCACGUAUCCCAUUUUCGUUGACUUGCGCGAGCUUCUGCGCGACUGUUCUUCGUGUUUUACUUCUUCUAACACUUUGUUAUGGCUGGGUCAGCGUCGACACUCUGGAUGGGGGACUUGGAGCCUACCAUGGACGAGUACUUUGUGCAGCAGGCAUUCAGUAUGAUGGGCGAGAACCCGGUUCACGUGAAAAUCAUCCGAGACCGACUCACGGGGUUGCCGAGAGGCUACGGAUUCCUGGACUUUGGUGACGAAGAAGCCGCGGAGCGAGCGUUGCUGCGCUGCAAUGGGAAACCAAUUCCUAAUGCAAUGCAGCCGAAGACAUUCCGGCUAAACCAUGCAAACAACAGCACAGGAGGAGGUGGUGGCGGAGGCUAUCAACAACAACAAGGCUACGCCAACGGCGGUGGCCGCCCCCAAUAUGGAUCAUCGUCAAAUGAGCUGUCCAUGUUCGUGGGCGACCUCUCAGCCGACGUGGACGACACCCUGCUUUACCAGGCAUUCUCACAGCGUUACCCAUCGGUCAGAGCUGCCAAAGUCGUGAUGGAUCCAACUGGCCUGAGCAAGGGCUUUGGCUUUGUGCGCUUCUCGGAUGGGACCGAAUACCAGGAGGCUCUGGUAGACAUGCAGCACUCCCUUCUGGUGGGCUCCAAGCCCAUCCGUGUUGGUGUCGCCAACCCUCGCAGAGCUGCAGCCGGUCCUGGUGGUCAACGUGUCUUCUACCGUAACCAGUCAUCAGACUACUACUAGCUGCGACUUGUUCAACUAACUUUCUUGAGGUUGCAGACCUAUUGCGCAAGUGUCUGCUUCAUUGCGUGCGUCUUCUGAAUGUCUGUAACUUGCAGCACUCUUUUAACAAGUGUUUUUUGGGUUCACCUGUCACAUUUUAGCUGUACAUAUGUGCACUUAAAUGACAUAGACUUCAGGAAAAGCUAGAGUGUGAGCCUCGUUUUCAUCCUCGGCAUGGUGUGGCAUUUAGCAGGGAUUUCGCAGACAAUUACAGUUGCUUGUUCAUAUGAAAAUUGUGCGUAUUAAGUGCGAAGUGGUCUAAAUGUUGCUUCGUGUUUACUGGUGUGAAUCUUGUAUUCCAGAAAUGAACUUGCUCUUCGAAACUUUUGUGUCUUUAAAUAAUAAAAAUAGUAGGCAUGCUUGUAUUUAAGCAUUUGAACAAAUGUGUUCUGAUCACAAGUUAAGCAUAUUGCAGUUUAUCACGUGAAUUUUCUUUUUCUUCAUUGUUGCAAUUCUUUUUUAUGUCUGAAUGUUUUGCAUGCAGUUUUAGUACUGUAACAAGCAUGCUGCCUUGUACGAGGACCAUAUUUAGAAGGCUUGUAUGCAAUAAAACUCUGCUACUCAAGUUGUA